Molecule: messenger RNA, 219 nt
Organism: Aspergillus clavatus NRRL 1
Lineage: Eukaryota; Fungi; Ascomycota; Eurotiomycetes; Eurotiales; Aspergillaceae
Gene: tfb5
Product: TFIIH complex subunit TFB5
Exons: 3
Coding region: 1-219 (72 amino acids)
Biological process (GO): transcription initiation at RNA polymerase II promoter; nucleotide-excision repair, preincision complex assembly; transcription by RNA polymerase II
Cellular component (GO): transcription factor TFIIH core complex; transcription factor TFIIH holo complex
Source: RefSeq, a predicted model, not a curated record
AUGCCGCGCGCAGUAAGAGGAGUGCUCAUCGAGUGCGAUCCGUCCGUCAAGGCCAUUAUCCUCAAGUACGACGAAGAGAGACACGACUAUAUUGUGGAGGAUCUAGAUGACGACCGCCAUCUUGUCAUCAAGGAGAGCCAGUUACAGAAUUUGAAGGAAAGACUGGGAAGGGAACUCGAUGAGAAGGUUAUGCAACCUGAAGAAUCCGAGUCGGAGUAG